AUGGCAAGAAGCUCUCCUAUUCAAGAUUAUGGAGCUUUUGUUGAGAAAUUCACUCUGUUGCCCAAACAUAGUUCUUCUCAUCAACUUGCCUUAACUGGCCUUACCUUUGCUGUCAAAGACAUAUUUGAUGUAGAGGGUUGUGUGACUGGUUUUGGAAAUCCCGACUGGGCAAGAACACAUUCGGUAGCAAAAUCGACUGCGGAGGCUGUCCGGUUAAUGCUCGAGGCCGGGGCAACUUGUGUUGGUAAAACUGUCAUGGAUGAAAUGGCUUACAGCAUAAAUGGAGAAAAUGUACAUUAUGGGACACCAACAAAUCCGUGUGCAGCAGAUCGUGUGCCGGGUGGAUCCUCGAGUGGAUCUGCAGUUGCAGUUGGCGCCAUGCUUGCCGAUUUCUCCUUAGGCACUGACACUGGAGGAAGCGUAAGAGUUCCGGCAUCAUAUUGUAGAAUUCUCGGUUUUCGCCCGUCUCACGGAGAAGUUUCGACUGAUGGAGUUAUUCCUAUGGCACAGAGUUUUGAUACUGUUGGUUGGUUUGCAAGAGAUCCAUCGAUAUUGAAGCAAGUCGGCAAAAUUCUAUUGCGAUUGCAAGAUGAUAUUCCAGCUGCUAAACUCGGUCAGCUUAUUAUCGCGCAAGAUUGUUUCAAUCUUCUAAGCAUUCCUCCCGAACCAUUCAUAGACAUUCUCGUUGCUUCAGUUGGGAAAUUAUAUGGAAGCGAGAAAAUAGAGUUUACGAAUCUGGGGGACUUUGUCGAGACCAAAGUCCCAAGUCUGAAGCAUUUUAUGGGUGAUUUUACUAAACGAGAAGACAACAAUAUACCGUCCCUAACAGCACUUUCUACCGCCAUGCGAUUACUUCAAAGGUACGAGUUCAAGAACAAUCACGGUGAAUGGGUUCAUACAGUGAAGCCUGAUUUAGGCCCAGGAAUUUCAGAACGAGUACAGGAAGCACUUAGGACGACAGAUGAAAACACAGAUAUAUGCUAUCUGUUGAGGAAUGAGCUUCGUGAGGCUCUCAGUGAUCUAUUGGGGGAUUUUGGCAUCCUAGCUUUGCCUAUAGUUCCAGGGCAUCCACCAAAGCUGCAAACUAAUCCGACAACUUUGGAAGACUUUCGUGCCAAAGCCUUUAGUUUGUUAUCUGUAGCUGGUGUAUCUGGAUUUUGCCAGGUGAGCAUACCACUGGGAAUGCAAGAAGGGCUCCCGGUUUCGAUUUCUUUGAUGGCAAAACAUGGCUCGGAUGGAUUCUUGCUCGGUUUUGUAGAGGCCCUUUAUACGACUCUCAAGGACCAGAGCACAUUUUCUUAA
Striga hermonthica is the source of this 1302-nucleotide messenger RNA. The record is from the annotation of a GenBank genome assembly. Lineage: Eukaryota; Viridiplantae; Streptophyta; Magnoliopsida; Lamiales; Orobanchaceae.